GAACAAAAGGCGAGACAUGAUUGGUUCGUUUCUAUGUAGGCGUGGCUUGGGAUUAUCUAAAAGUACAUACGCAGCGGCUUUCAGACAGACUGUACAGACCGAAUCACACAUCUACAAUAAACGCCGACGGACUAUUUGUAGCUCAUAUCAGUGUAAAAAGAUGAAUAAAGACACAGAAAUCGACAUGGAGGAGGUGAAGCUGAAUGAGGUGGACCCGGAGAAGCAGCCCAUGACAGGCGACGGUCAGGCUGCAGGGAACGAGAAGAACGGCAGCGUCAAGCUGAAGGUCCCUGAAGAUGAGGUCACAUUCACGGGCCUCUCCAAAGAGGAGCUGCUGAGAGUGGCUGGCACUCCAGGAUGGGUGCGAACUCGCUGGGUUCUCCUCGUCCUCUUCUGGCUGGGCUGGGUGGGCAUGCUCGCCGGCGCCAUCGUAAUCAUUGUCCAGGCGCCUCGCUGCAAACCUAUUCCUGAGAUGAACUGGUGGAACGAAGGCCCUCUGUACCAGAUCGAUGACCUCGAUGCCUUCUGUGGCGGCAUGGAAGGUCUAAAGGAGAAGUUGGAUGACAUGACCCAGCUGAAGGUGAAAGGACUCGUUCUUGGUCCUUUUCACCGAGUCCAGAAAGACAAACCGGCUACGCUGAAUCUUGAGCUCAUCGAUCCAUCUUUUGGGUCUCUAGAUAAACUGAAGGAAGUGUUGGAAAGAGCCCACAAAAAGGGCAUUUCUGUGGUCCUUGACCUGACUCCAAACUACAUGGGAUCCGCUCCCUGGUUCGAAAAUGACGACGAAAUCAUGGAGAAAGUUAAGUCUGCCGCAGAGUACUGGCUGAAACGUGGAGUGGAUGGCAUCAAGCUGCCGGACCUCUCUCGCGUGUCCAACUCCACUGAGUGGCCGAAACUGCGUGCCGCUGUCCAGGGCAACCGAACUGAAGACGCUAAGAUCAGGGGCCUGAUGGGUGUGGUUCAGGGAGCGUCUGCCUCGGAGGUGUCUCAGCUCAUCAAUGCCUCUGGGGUUGACCUGGUGCUGUCAGACCUGCUCAGCAGUAACAACGGAGGUGCUGAGCGCAUCAGAGCCAUGGAUGUUCUUCACUCUCAGCAGAGGAGUCUGGGGUGGGGUCUCGGUGCCUCGAGUGGCGUUCGUCUGUCGUCACAGGCUAAAGCUGCCGGUCUGAUUCGUCUGUAUCAGCUUCUGCUGUUCACCAUGCCCGGAACGCCAGUCUUCACCUAUGGAGAUGAAAUUGGUCUUCAGGCAGGAAAUGGUACAAAAAUGGUCUGGAACUUGGAAUCCGAAUCUGAAGCUAAUGGAACAGAGUACGCUGAAGUGAGGAAGUGGUUCAAAUCCCUCAGCGACCUGCGAGGAAAGGAGCGCUCGCUUCUCCACGGCGACUACUACUCCCUGUACUCGUCGCCCUCAUCCCUCGCUUUUCUGCGCGUUUGGGACCAGAGCGAGCGUUACAUCACAGCCGUCAACUGGGGGGACAAAGCGGAAACGCUCAAAUUGUCACUGACGCCUACAGAAGGAGUCGAGUUGCCUGAAACGGCUAAGGUGAAAAUAACUACGGAUGAAAACCAAGAGAUCGACUCCUCCAUCAGUCUGGACAAAAUCACUUUAGGACCCAGACAAGCAUUGCUGCUGCAGUUCCCUUAUACUGCCUGAAGAUGGCGCCAAACUACAAAAAAAGCAGUUUUCACAUUAGAUUUGGCUCAGAAGCUGCAAAAGUUCAACUUAGUCCUUUAAAAAUGAGUCACUCCUCCAUACAUCAGUUGGGUUUUGAAAGUUAAAAGCACCUUUUUUCUUUUUUUUUUGUGCUGUGGGUGUUUCUAGUUUUUGACAUUUUCAUGUUCAAAAAGUUUGUGCUCAAAUCGGUUUUAUUUGGUUAUUUUUUUUGUUGUUUUUAAAUGUUAAGACAUUCCAUUCUUUGGGCAUUCCUUUUUAAAAUUUUAUUGGAAUUUUAGGUAUUUUUUUUGGUUCUUUAAAAUGCUUGAUGGGAGGGGGGGGCACAAAUGUGACAAACGUUUUUCAAAAACGAAGAGUUGAAAACAAAUAAACCAGUCUGUACCAUC
Messenger RNA from Oryzias melastigma (Indian medaka), 2061 nucleotides. It is a transcript of the gene slc3a2a, whose product is annotated as solute carrier family 3 member 2a. Lineage: Eukaryota; Metazoa; Chordata; Actinopteri; Beloniformes; Adrianichthyidae. The transcript is spliced from 11 exons. The coding region runs from base 17 to 1654 and encodes 545 amino acids. Gene Ontology annotation, biological process: carbohydrate metabolic process; amino acid transport. The record is from RefSeq and is a predicted model, not a curated record.